This is a messenger RNA of Caenorhabditis bovis, 903 nucleotides long. Lineage: Eukaryota; Metazoa; Nematoda; Chromadorea; Rhabditida; Rhabditidae. The record is from the annotation of a GenBank genome assembly.
AUGGAGGAAAUAGAUGAAUAUGCGGAAUUCAAACCAUCGCGAUCAAAAAUUGACGAGCUCGUCGGGCUUUUUAUGAACAGCGAAAAUGAGUCAGUUGACGAGAUGUGGAUCAUCCAGGAUCCACUGGAAAUCAAGAACACCAACAAAAUGCCGGAAUUUAUUUGGGAAUGCACAUCGGCUGAUGGAAUGAAGACGCGCGGUGAGAAAGAGCUCGUUAUAUGCCUCUUGCAAUCAGGAAUAAUCAAAAAACCGAAUUGUCACAAAUGCGGCCAUCAAAUGAAGCCAAAAUUUCGCAAUUGUAAAGGGAAUUCGUGGAUUUGCCGGCGUCGCGGUAAAGAUUGCUCAUCAGCCAGCAUGAAGCAAUCGACAUUCUUCUCAAGAUCACACAUUCGUCUAGUCGAUCAAGUGUUCAUAACAAUUUCAUGGCUAAGCAAUCGAAGAAUGGGCGAAAUCGCCGAUUGCUCGGUGAGCAAACGCACGAUUUACGACCAAAUUCAUCAGUUUCGCACUGAAUGCGUCAGAUAUUGGAAAAAUCUGAGAAUCGGCGGCGAAAAAAUCGGUGUUGAGUUGAAGUGUUGUAAACUCGAAAAUUCGGCAUUUAUUAAUUGGAAAUGUGUGAUUCGCGAGAAAUUUGCGAUAAUUGGAAUCGAGCGAACGCAAUUCGGGCAAGCGUUUGUCGAAUUUGUCGAUGAUGUGCAGCCGGAAACGAUUAGGCGAAUUAUUCAAAAUAGGGUGAAUGCGGGUAGUUUUCUGAUAUGCGAUGAAUGGCGAAACGCGAUGAGACCCGACACGACGCCCAACACAUUUUCGAGAUCGAAAAAUGUGGAAAUUGGGAAUGCUAUUGGAAUAAUGAUAGGCGAAAUUGAAGAAGGAAUCGACGAGGAGACGGAAAAUGAGAAGUAG